Messenger RNA from Eutrema salsugineum, 2235 nucleotides. RefSeq lists its product as uncharacterized. The transcript is spliced from 2 exons. NCBI's taxonomy places the organism in Eukaryota, Viridiplantae, Streptophyta, Magnoliopsida, Brassicales, Brassicaceae. The record is from RefSeq and is a predicted model, not a curated record. The coding region runs from base 714 to 1988 and encodes 424 amino acids.
AGAAUAAAAAAGAGUCUAUUAGAAUAAAAAUAGAGUCUAUACUACAUAUGUGACUUUCUUUUUCUGGUCGACACGGCAAUUAGAAAAGUCAAUGGUAUAUUAGGCCAUUUGAGUUAAGCAUGAAAAGACCCUUGCCAAAAGUUAGAAAAACAUAUUGUAUAUGGUCGGAUUUGAACCAAUACCGGUUUCAUUAAAAGAAUCAAGAUGUUAACAAUAGCAUUAGCAUCCAAAUUAAGACUAGAAAUGAUGAUCAUUUUCUUUUCUCUUUUUUUUUUUGGGUUGGGAAGAGAUGAUCUUGAUCUCAAUAAGAGAAGAUAUAUAUAUAUAUAUUAAAAAAAUCUUGAUCUCAAUCAGAAUCGGUUGUUUCCUAGUAUCAGAAUAUAAUAAGUAGAGUUUAUGCCACAUGUACAUAUCAUUAAUCUUAUGAUGCGUAUAUAAGCUAUUGUACAGCACAAUUAUUCAUUAAUGAGAAAAUCAGUUUGUUAACUAAACUCUAAUAUGGUAUCAGAGCGAUAAGCGUUUUCUCGUUCAACGAACUUUCUAGGAAACAUUUUUUUCCAGGAAAAUCUCACUUUCUUAAGCAUUCCGCACCAAUUUUUCUUUCAAAUUCUCUUUGAUUUCUUCGGUUUCUUCCGAGAAGUCCUUCUGUUUUUGGAUUCCAUUUCAGCUUAUAGUAUUCAUCUUCUCUCGGUUUCCAUCUUCUUCAAUUAGUGAUGGCGAGAAAAGGAAUUAAGCUCAGGAAUCGAUCUCUUCCAUCAGAUCCAGACGAUGCUUCACCUCGCGUCAGUAAACCUUCUUCUUCGGGUAAAUCCUCUUCAAGCAAGGAGAUUCCGCAUCGCGAAGCGUCUUCAAUUCCUCUGAUUGCUCCCAAUCAUGUUUCUCCAGGUUAUGAUUCUAUCGAUAGCAUCCAUAAUCCAUUUUGCUUGUUAUCUGGUGAUCAUCCUGGAAUGAAUCUAGUUUCUGAUAUACUUACUGGAGAAAACUACAACACUUGGAUCAUAAAUAUGCGCACAAGUCUAGAGGCUAAGAAUAAGAUUAGCUUUGUUGAUGGUUCACUCCCUAGGCCAGCUGAAUCGGAUCCUCUUUACAAGAUCUGGACUCGUUGUAAUAGUAUGGUCAAGGCUUGGAUCUUAAAUGCCGUCUCGAAGCAAAUCUCUGCAAGUAUCCUUUACUUUGAUGAUGCCUCUGACAUGUGGAUUGAUUUACACAAUCGAUUCCAUAAGAGCAACUUACCUUUGAUCUACAAUCUGGAUAAUGAGAUUUAUUCUCUUCGUCAAGGUGAUAUGGAUCUUUCUGAAUACUACACAAAGAUGGUAACUAUUUGGGAACGAUUGGCUUGUACAAAGAAUCUUAUUGAGAAAGGUGGUUGUAGAUGUUCUCAAGUGCAGAAACUCUUAGCUGAUCAUGAGACAACUCGAAUUGUCCAAUUCUUGAUGGGGCUUAAUGAUGAAUUUGCUGCUACACGAACUCAAAUUCUCAACACUAAGCCACGUCCUUCUUUAUCAGACAUGUAUAACAUGCUAGACCAGGAUGAAGGACAGAGAAAGAAGAAAGCACUACAGUACUCGGCUCCUACAGCUUUUCAGAUGCACGGACAAGUCAAUUCUCAAGGUAACCGAUCUAACAAUCAAGGAAAAUCCAGACCUUCUUGUACUCAUUGUGGGCUUUCUGGACACACUGUUGAUCAUUGUUACAAGGUUCACGGAUACCCUCCUGGUUGGAAACCAAAGAAUCAGAGACAGCCACAGAAAUUCUCAGCUCCUAUGUCUGCUAAUAUGGCCUUGACUGAUUCAGUGACCACUACAGAAAUGGGAAUUGAUUUGACAAAGGAUCAGAUACAACAGUUGAUUGCUUAUUUCUCAUCUAAGCUUCAACCUCAGACUGCUGCAAUCACAGAAGUCAACAAUGAUGUGGCUAGUUCGAGUAUCAAUCCUGCAAUCUGUCAAGUGACUGGAUCGUACAAGGGUAUUGACGAUUGGCAAGGGUAGAUUGCAUUCAAAUCUUUACUUUCUCGAUGUUAGCUCUCUUCAGGCUACACCAGAACCUGUUAUCUGCAGCACUUACAAGAAUGAGACAGAGUUAUGGCAUCAAAGAUUGGGACAUCCCUCACUUCAGAAGUUGGAGUUGCUUUCUGAUAUGUUGUCAAUUUCUUUUUCCAAGAAUAAGAGUUCAAGUCAUUCACAUUGUAAGACAUGUCAUUUGGCUAAACAAAAACACUUGCCUUUUGUUUCUCGG